This is a messenger RNA of Strongylus vulgaris, 363 nucleotides long. NCBI's taxonomy places the organism in Eukaryota, Metazoa, Nematoda, Chromadorea, Rhabditida, Strongylidae. The record is from the annotation of a GenBank genome assembly.
AUGGCGAGUAAAUGCUCUACCGUUGCUGCACCCCUCCGACCAAAGACCUACUGUUAUGGUGUCAGAGAAGGUGGAGAUGCUGCUUUCAAAAAGGUAAAAGAACUGUAUAUGGCUGAGAAUGUCGCUUUGGAAAAAGACAUUCUUCGACGUGCUCUUGGAUGUCACAAGGAUGUCGUAGCUUUGAAAGAGCUUCUAUUCUUAACCAUUGAUCGGAACGCUGCAUUCGUGCGGCUUCAAGACGUUAGAGAUCUAUUUAACAGUAUCUCCGAAAACCCAGCCGGUCAAGAACUCAUACUCAACUUCUUAUUGGAGCGCUGGGAUGACAUAUACAACGGGUACACUGAAUUGUCAACAAUUAUUUAG